CGGCCGCGCGCAGCGAGCAGCUGGGUAAGCUGCUCCAAGUCCCAGCGUUGGAGGAGAGGAUCUGCUCCCCAUUGCAAGAGGCGCGGAGCUCAGGGGCGAAGAAACGCCGAGCGCGCAGUUUUCACUGGGGUCGGUGUUCCUGCUUGGGAACUCUCGUAGAGUCUUGCCGGCAAAUGGGCGCUUAAGGAAGGAGAGCGGGGAAAUGGACUGCUAUUUGCGUCGCCUCAAACAGGAGCUGCUGCCUUCUUGACGGUCAGUGCUGCACCCCGCCUGUGGCCCGGCUCACUGAGGUCAGCACGAGAGUGGGCAGGAGGAUGCUGAGGCUUCCCUCCACCCCCACCCCCAUCCCCCCGUGGGGCAGGGCUGGGAGGGGAAGGGACAGGACAAGAGAUUUGUUUCCACUUAAUGAGACCAGAUAUGAUGGAUGGAAUCCUCCCAUUACCUUGUGUUGGGUUUCACUGAGGAAGAAGUGUUCUGCAAGUACAGGAAGUCUUAACACCCAUUGUUCCUCUGAUGCUUUAUGUGUGUCAUGCAGAGAUACCCAUGACCUCAUUGAAUUUGCACAAUAGCUGUACAAGGCAGGAAUUUCUUCCCAUUUAAAAAAAAUAUUUAUUUUUCGUUAUAACAAUAUCUUUAUUUUUUAUUUCCAUGCAGUGCUGAGGAUCGAACCCUGUGCCAUGCAUGGUAGGCAGGCGCUCUACCUCUGAGCCACAACCCCAGCCCUUCCAUUUUAAAGAUGGAGAAACUGAAAACAGAAUUUUAAUAACCUGCCCAAACGACACAGCUACUAUGUGUCAGAACCAGGAUUUGAACCCCGUUCCUUUGGUCUCCAGAACCCAAGAUCUUAACUAAUAGAGAAUAUUAUUUUCCAUACAGGCACAAUUGCAGCCCUUGUUUACUUAAAUGGGGCCUCUGUUUUUAUGGGCAGCCCUGAAUUCACGCAUACCCACAUACCCACACAUUCGUUCUCACUGGAAAACUGCACAAAAUGUCAGCAUUAUUUCUUAUGGAUUUUUCCACCCUGGAAGAGACUGAAUGGGGUCAUUUCAUUCCUCCCACUGCCUCUGACCUGGACUGUGUUUUGCCUUCUGGAAGGAAGCCUGCCAGCUCAGACUCCUUGCCGCUUGGUGAAAUGAAACCUUGGGCAACGGCUCUCUCUCCCUGAGCGGCAGUUGACUGUCUGAAGGAUGCAAGCAGUUUGGAGGGUGAUCUGGGGAAGCCAGUGGUACUCAACAUACGGUUUAUGUCCAUGAAGGAGGUGGGUGAUGGCUUACAGGAUCAGAUGAACUGCAUGAUGGGUGCUCUGCAAGAACUGAAACUCCUGCAGGUGCAGACAGCAUUGGAACAGUUGGAGAUCUCUGGAGGGGAUCCUGUCCCAGGCUUCCCAGAAAGCCCCCCGCCCCAGUCCAAGCACCUUCACUGGGAGGGUGGCAGGGGUCCUCCCAGACCUGGAUCCUGCUCCCCAUCCAGCCAACCUUCUCCCGGCAGCAGCACCAAAUUUCCAUACCAUAGGAGUAUCUGCGUUAGGGAUCUCGCCCCCUUGCCCAGGACUCAGCUGCCCAAGCACCAAAGCUGUGCCCAGCAGGGGCCAGAGCAAGUGGAACCAGAUGACUGGACCUCCACACUGAUGUCGCGGGGCAGAAAUCGGCAGCCUCUGGUGUUAGGGGACAAUGUGUUUGCAGACCUGGUGGGCAACUGGCUCGACCUGCCGGAACUGGAGAAGGUCGGGGAGAAGGAUGAGCCGGAGAGGGAAGAAGAGCACAAAGGAGACAAAGGCCGGCCUCGGGAGCUGGGCCACAAAUUUGCCCUCACCGCAAACAUCUUUAGGAAGUUUUUGCGCAGUGUGAGGCCCGAUCGUGACCGGCUGCUGAAGGAGAAGCCAGGCUGGGUGACACCCAUGGUCUCCGAGUCGAGAGCAGGACGUUCUCAGAAGGUCAAGAAGCGGAGCCACUCCAAGAGCUCUGGACGUUUCUUCUUCCCGAGUACAGGGGAGUCCAGACAAGGGGAGACUCCCCCGACCAGUAGCCCCAAGGCCACGGAUCCCUCUCCCACGGGCUUUGAUAUUAACACGGCUGUUUGGGUCUGAACAGCAGAGACCAAAAAUUGGCUGAACCUAAAAGGUUGGGCCCCUAGGGAGGAGGGCGGGAGGGUGGUAAGGCCUUCAGAAGCCCAAAUCCAAGUUCCUUUCCCCCAGAAAGGAGGGGAGAAGCCAGAGUUCUCAGGCAGAGCCGACCAGAAUGCGGCUGGGAGAGGCUGUCCCAGGGCUGGCUGGUGGAGGAGGUGAGUUCCUGGAGAGAAUGUGGGUGUGUGUGUGUGUGGGGUCAGUUCAGGGGUUGGAGAUGACAGUUGGGGAGGAGCAGGGGAGGAGACCAGAAUGUCCCUCUGAUAUUCCUCCACUGCCCUCAAAGACCUCAGUGGAACAUUUUGCAUGGAAAAGCUCACUGGGGCCGCAGGUGCCACAGAGACCCCCAAUAAAGACCUGUCUUUGGUGCCCCCAACUUUACAUCUGUCUGCUCCCCCGGCUUGGCAUUGCCGGAGGCAGAGAUUGGGGGUCAGAGAAGAGGAAGGCAAAUCCCCAGGCUAGCAUUCCUGUUCCAUGGACUUCAGCCCAUACCUGCAUCCGGGUAUAUGGGCUGAAGGAGGGCGGUGGAUGAGGUGUGCCUUCCCUUAAGCCCAGGGAAGCAAUGAGGGGACAUGCCACUGUGGACUGGACGCCCUUGGACAUCAAGCUCUCUAGUCCCUGGUGCUCACAGGCAGGCAGGCAUUUUCCAGUGGAGAAGGCAGCCCACACGGGGGCUACCUCCCGUUCCAGAACACGGUUGGGAGGUGAGCAGCCGGGCCACCGUGAGCUGGAUUCACACACUGGCCCCUAACAGCGGUCUGUCGCCCACACCAACAGCCAGCCUCCUGCGUUUGACUCUUGGGGCAGAAGAGGUAAAUUCACCAGAGAAGCGAGGGCGAGCCCUGGAGAAAUUUCCCCUCAUUUAAAAAAUUCUUAGUCCCACCUGAGGCCCCUUAGCUUCGGGCCCACCAGGGCCCUGGGUCUCCCUGCUCACACCCCAGAGUGAAGUUAACUGGAGAGUGAGGGUUCCAGACCGCGGUGCAGGGCUUUCUGAAAGCUGCUGAGGUUAAGUGGCCCUCCCACCCGGGCAGGAACUCCUGCUGGCCGCAGAGGACAACGUGGGUCCCUGUCUGGGCCGUGAGUCCCUCUCUGGGCUGAGCACACCCAGGAGGGAGAGCCCUCGUUCCCCUCUCCCUCUCCCCAAGGACCCACAGCUCAGCCUGAUGGGGUGUGACAGCUGCAAUUAGAGGCAAGACGCAUUCCCGCCCUCAGAGCAUUAAGAGUAAAUUGGAGAAGAAAAAUAACAAGAAAGGCUCUACUGCCAGCAGCCUGGAGCCCCAGGGGGCGGAGAUGGAGGGAGGGGCAGGGGCUCUGCAGUCGUGAUUAAGGUCACCCUCAAGUGCCAUUCAAAUGGUAGAUGGUUAGUUUUGGUGGGGUGAGCCAUACGAGGACAGAGAGGCACUUGUUUUGAGCCGGCCUGUUUACCAGGCAGUGUGCACAUCUCUUUCAAGCUUUGAGUCACCCUAGAAAGAAUGAUCUUCCAGGUACAGCAAUGAGGCUCCUAGUGAGAUCAUGCAAACUGCCCCGAUCAGGCUGCUAGCAAAGGAAAUGAACCAGAAAUUGAACCAGAGGGUUAUUUGGCUCCCAAACCCCUGUUCUUUCCGCUCUACACCUUCGUCUGCAGUUUGCCAACAGAGCUCCCACUUUCUGGGGGGCAGAGCCCACGCAUCCUGUUGUCUCCCCAAUAAAAUCUGACGUUUCUCUGUGAAGGGAGGUUGGCUGUGGCUGCCUUUGGUACUGGUGGUUGAUGUGUGCGUGGGGACAAUGUGCACUGAUUUGCUGAUUCCUGAAAGGAGGGCCACCCAGCAAAUUAUUCAGGAUGACACCAGCUCUGAGUCUGGUCUGAUUCCAUAGGAAACCAAGCCACCUCUUGGCUCUUCACCUGUGACUCUUCUGUUUUCAUGGGCUAGUCAUAGUAGUUGAGAUCAACUGAGCAAAACUUGAUGAAUUCUACCCAGUGCCAGCUAGGAACCCAGAACAGCACGAUGAAAAGGGCCCAGUGCUGACCUCCAGGGGAUCCAGUGGAAAAGGAAGAGGCCAACUCCACCAUCAAUGAGCAGAAUAGAUUCAAAGGACUGAAGACUCAUUUUAACUUGGGCCAGAACAAAGCAACUAGGAAGUGACAUCUGCUCCCAACAUAAUCCACAGGUGCCAGGCACCCUGGCCUUUGUGCUAUUUCCUUUUCACUACGUGCUGGAUAGGAGUGCUGUUACUCUUAUUUUACACGGAUAGGCUCAGAGAAGUUAAACAACUCGUCAAGAUCACACAGCAGAAAAGCAGAGCUGGGAUUCUAACAGUUCCCAUUUACUUCCAAUCUUGUGCCUUUUACCUUACCCCCCAAACUGUUCCAGAGGUAAAUCAAGAACAAAACCUGUCCUCCCCACAUGUAAUGAAUGGCCUGCCAACUGUGCGGUGGAGGAAUUCUGCCUGGGUCUUGAUGUCAUGCCCCACCCACUUUCAUGCUUUGCUAAUCAAAGAUUAUGGUGAUUCAUUAACCCACCUAUAAUUUUUACUUUUCUGUCACCUUCUGGGCUCCUGCUGCGACAAUGAUGAGAGUUGUUUUGCUGAGGCCAAGUGAAGAAAUGAAUGGGACUAAUCCUAGGGCCUAAGCGAUGCUGGGCAUCAUAGGGACCCUGGACGGGGUGGACGGAGCGGAGAUGGUGAAAGCCAGCAGAGAGAAACUGACAGCUUGAUUCUGCCUCUGGGGCUCAUUUUGUGGUUAAUUAGGACAUGCAAAUGAACUGGAAGCUCAUUUAAUACCCUCCCUGGCACACAGCCCCACCCCACACCUGGCCCACUUCCCUGGCAGGUACAGGGGCUCCACUGGCCCAGGCAUCUGCUCAGGGCUCCACCUGCUUCAUGUGACCCCGUGGCCAGAACCUGUCCAUGUUUUCUAACCUUAGUGGAACGAAAAGGUCCUUGCUGGGACUGGUGGGACCUGCUCCUUCUAAUCUUUCUCUCCCUGAGGCACUUCCUCUGAACCUCUCCCCUCAGGGUGAUCUCUGAACCCAAACUAAGGGACACCUGGUUCACUUAUGCCCCGUAGGUAGUGAGCCGUCUAUCCUCACCACACCCAGCUACUCCCCAGAGGCUUGGGGAAGGGGCUCCUUGUCUUUUCCAAGCCACGCCAGCGUUUCCUGCAGGGCCCAAGGAAAAAGCAAGACCGUAGUCUGUCUCCAGCUUCUCCAAAGCCGCUGUCAAUCUGCCUUAGGUGACCUCCCCACCCAGGCAUUUAAGGCACCUGUACCAGCACCAUGGUAUGAGCCCUGGAUUUGGAGUCAGAGAGAUCCGUUUCUGUCACUGUGCACUUGAACACGUUGCUUGACUUCUCUGAGCCUGGUUUUCCUUAUCGGUGGAACAGGGGGAAGGCAGGACUGCGGUGGGGUUUAGAGGACACGAUGCACCUAGGGGUCACACUCACUGCUUGGAACACCGAAACUCCACCAGUACUGCACUGCCCAUUCCCUAGGGCAGCACUGAGCAUGUGACCGACCCAAGGCGACAUCAAAAUAAAGAGUUUUCUCUGA
This is a messenger RNA of Ictidomys tridecemlineatus (thirteen-lined ground squirrel), 5649 nucleotides long. Lineage: Eukaryota; Metazoa; Chordata; Mammalia; Rodentia; Sciuridae. The record is from RefSeq and is a predicted model, not a curated record.